Molecule: messenger RNA, 1946 nt
Organism: Salvelinus sp. IW2-2015
Lineage: Eukaryota; Metazoa; Chordata; Actinopteri; Salmoniformes; Salmonidae
Product: golgin subfamily A member 6-like protein 25
Cellular component (GO): secretory granule
Source: RefSeq, a predicted model, not a curated record
UCAGACAAGAAGCAUACCGCAGAAGAACCCACACAACCGUUCCAAUACGCACAGAGGGAGAACGGGAGCUGGGGGAGCUGGCUUGGCAGUGCUGUCUUCAGAGUUUUUUUGCUUCAAGUUAUCAGCUCUGUUUUUUUAUGUCAUUUCUACGGGGAGAUAAUUGAAUUCUUCCAUGAUGAAACUUGUGCUUGUUUUUGCUUUGGUUGUGUCUUUCUUCACAGAAAAUCUAUUACUUCCCGUUGGAAAAGAACGACAGAGAGAAGAUGUGGUAACACGGUGCUUGGUUGAGGUCCUGUCCAAGGCACUGACCAAACCUGACUCUCACCCUCUGGAUCAGGAAUGCAAAGAUAUUCUCAAAGCAGGUGCCCAACAUGCUGCUCUUCUGGAGAAGAAAAGUGAUGAGGAGGUGCUGACCCAUAAAGAGGAGGUCAAAGGUCAUGAACCUGAGCCUGAGGUUCCAGGGGCUGACGUGAAGGACAUCGAGGCCCGCCUGAAGUCUGUGGAGGAGAAGAGAGAGACACCGGAGGACGAAGAGCGCAGCCAGGAGUCAUGGGACCUCAACGAUGAAAAGGAGAAGAGGAUUUGGAAACCAACGCACAGGUAUCAUCACAAAGAGGUGUCUGAGGAGAAGAGAGAAGAGCCAGACGAAGAACGUAGCCAGGAAUCCUGGAGCCUGGGRGAUGAGAAGGAGAAGAGAUAUAGGCCUACCUAUCGGUACACCCCAAAGACACACCACAAACGAGACGAAGACGGUUUAGAGGAGGAGAGAGAAGAGCCAGAAGAGGAACGCAGCKAAGAGUCCUGGAGCCUGGGCGAAGAGAAGGAGAAGAGAGAGACACCGAAGGACGAAGAGCGCAGCCAGGAGUCAUGGGACCUCAACGAUGAGAAGGAGAAGAGAAUUUGGAAACCAACGCACAGGUAUCAUCACAAAGAGGUGUCUGAGGAGAAGAGAGAAGAGCCAGACGAAGAACGUAGCCAGGAAUCCUGGAGCCUGGGCGAAGAGAAGGGCGAAGAGAAGGAGAAGAGAUAUAGGCCUAUCUAUCGGUACACCCCAAAGACACACCACAAACGAGAUGACAAAGGUGAAAAGUGCAGUCAGGAGUCCUGGGAUCUGAAGGAUGAGAAGGAAAAGAGAGAGGAGGAAGAGGAAAGAGAGAAAAGAAUUUGGAAACCCACACACAGGUAUCACCACAAGAAACAUCACAAACGAGGUGCUGACUCACCAGAGGAGGAAUCAGAGGAAAAGAGAUCAGAUGAGUCAGAAGAAGAGGAGGAUAGAGAGAAGAGAAUCUGGAAACCAACAAACAGGUACCAUCACAACAAGCAUCACCAACGCAGUGGGGAUUCCUCAGAGGAGGAAGAAGAGGAACGAAGGAGUGAUUCUGACGAACAGAAGGAGAAGAGGCACGGAGAUGCCGAGGAGGAGAGAGAGAGGCAGGAGGCUCUGAUGUACCUGGCGGAGAAGAGGAGUGAGGUGGAGAGUCGUCUCCUGGGGGAGGGGGAGACAUAUGAGAAACGUUCUCCCUGGGCGUACAGAGGAUACUACCACCCCGCCUGGUGGAAGCGAGGGAUAGAGCCACUCACACCAUCACAUAAGAUGGAGGAACUGGCAAAGCUGCUYAAGAGGCACCAACUGGCCAGCCAAUCAGAGCCAGCGGAGGAGAGGAAGAAGAGCGUACCUCUAACCCCAGAGGAGGAGAAAGAGCUGCAAAACCUAGCAGCUAUGGACAUGGAGCUACAGAAAAUUGCUGAGAAGAUGCAUGAAAACAAGAGCAAAUAGAUAGUGGACAGGCCGACAGGGAUGCUAACCUACUAGCUCAGUGUGCUAACCUUGUAUAAGAAAAUACUAGAGAUGAAGAGAUGGGAGAACAAAAAAAUAAAUCUAAGAGACUUGCCACAAAUUCUGCUGUGAUAACAUCAACGUAAAUAAAUGUUWAAAAAAAGAA